Molecule: messenger RNA, 555 nt
Organism: Rhopalosiphum maidis (corn leaf aphid)
Lineage: Eukaryota; Metazoa; Arthropoda; Insecta; Hemiptera; Aphididae
Exons: 2
Coding region: 1-555 (184 amino acids)
Source: RefSeq, a predicted model, not a curated record
AUGAAUUUUGAAAAUUCCGAUGAUAAUAAUGUGUCAGUCGAAUUCGACUUCAGGGGGGAUGCAGCACCGACAGCCAUGGAACCCUAUUGUGAUGAUGUGAUAAGCGAUUGGCAACAAAGUAUAAUAAACGAGCUGAGAAUAAAUCUUUGUCGUGAGGAUUUUAUAUACCUAAAUAACCAUAAAGAAGUAGAAGCGAUAGUGUCUCUCUUGCUCAAUGACAUCUUAAAAAAAUCACCGAAGAAUCCAUACGUACACGCUGCCAGUUACUUGAAAAAUCCACAGACUGCGAAACUUGUGGCUAACUUCAAAAGGUUCGAAGAUCUUCAGUUUGAGGACAUUUUUAAAAAGGAUUGUCAACAAUAUGCGACAGCGGCAACGGCAGCGACAAUAGCAGCUGAUAUUGAACAAGUCGAGUCAACGGUCAGUAUUUACGAACAAACCGAGGUUUUGGAAAAUGACGAGACAGAUACGAUGGCGGAAAAAUCUAACUUAUUGGCAUGGGAUGUGCUGGCGGAAGAAGAAACAGAUAAUAUGACGGUUUCCCAAAAAGAGUGA